This is a messenger RNA of Porites lobata, 1073 nucleotides long. Lineage: Eukaryota; Metazoa; Cnidaria; Anthozoa; Scleractinia; Poritidae. The record is from the annotation of a GenBank genome assembly.
AUGAAAUCAAGAUGGCCGCCCACACAGCGAGAAUUCGCCCUCUAUGAUCAUACAGAAAAAUUGGGGACUUUAAGCAAUCCAGUCCGGAAAAAAAUACGCCAGGUUUGUUGGAAAGCUAGUUAUCUUAGUUUCCUUCUAUUCUUCAAAACAACAGGCAUGAAAAUGACCGUACAAAGUGCUGUUAUGGAAUAUGAUCAUGGAUUGCAAGCUGGUGAUCAGCGGGUGAGUACAUAGUUUAUUUAUCUUUGUCAUCAGAAAAUAAGCCCUAGUUUUUAAUAGUGUUAAGAAUUUUCAAGGCAAAUCCCCCAAUAAACAGGCUCUUGUAUGUUGUACUCGUGAAGUUCCCCCACCAUGAAGCCAAGUUAAUGUUCCUGCACACCAGGCUAGUUUCUGCAGGAUAGACAUCAUGGAGAACGAAGACUUCUUAGUCUUUUUCAUGGUACCAUAGAAUGAAGCUCUCAGUUACACACCUGGCGAUUCUCAGAGAUAAUAAGUUUGAUGUCGUGCAUCAAGGAUAAUGAACCAACAUCAGUCUCUUAAAAAGCCUCAGCAAGCCUCAAAGUUUACCUAAUACAAACUUACAGUUUUUUAUGUUAAAGAACAUGGCUAGAACCAAAAAUUUUUGGAUGUUUUCAAAACUGAUGUCACUUGUAUUGAAAUGACUUUGUUUUGAAACGACCAGUAACCAUUCACAGGCUAUGGGGUGCCAUAACUUUUAUAUGCUAUCAACAAAAAGAGGUAAAUUUGUUUAAUCUUUUUAUAGUCAAACCAGGUGAAGCGUUCCCGUCGCUAACGAACUAAUAAAUUCAUUAACAGAAAAAUGAUUUCAUUUGUUGAUUCAAUAAUCCAUUCAUAAAAUGAACAAUCCAAUAUUCAUAUUUAGCCUCGAUUCCAUAAUCGAAUGUUGAUUCGAUUACUGUUUUUUGAAAAACUACACAUUUUUUUCUUCUUUUUUUUCGAAGAGUCGAGUGCGGACGAGUUCUGAAGUUCAAACCCAAACAAACUGCUACAUGUACGCCGUUUUGCUUCCAGUAAUCAGUGCAUUGGACCUGAUCUCUGAGAAAACACGAUAG